Messenger RNA from Plectropomus leopardus (leopard coralgrouper), 2092 nucleotides. RefSeq names its product solute carrier family 17 member 6b (gene slc17a6b). Lineage: Eukaryota; Metazoa; Chordata; Actinopteri; Perciformes; Serranidae. Gene Ontology annotation, cellular component: synaptic vesicle membrane; excitatory synapse. The record is from RefSeq and is a predicted model, not a curated record. Gene Ontology annotation, molecular function: L-glutamate transmembrane transporter activity; neurotransmitter transmembrane transporter activity. Gene Ontology annotation, biological process: synaptic transmission, glutamatergic; neurotransmitter loading into synaptic vesicle; transmembrane transport.
UUUUUAUUAUUAUUCCGGAAAAAUCCAUAACAGAUGCUCAACGCUGGCUAUCAAUUUCACUCCUUUUCCGUCGUGAUGGCACUUGGCGCGGCUACUGUACGCCAGGCAGGAGAUGAGCUGCUGGUGGAUGAAGGCGCACAGAUCGUUUGAUUCCGCCUCUUUUUUCGCUUUAGCGCGUUCAUUCUGAAAAUUACACUCGUCUUUUGGACUGUCCCUGGACUCAGAUUGACCACAACUUCGACUGUUUACCUCGCAGCCGCUGCAGUCGGCCAUCCUGCGCCGUAACAUGACGAUUAAGCAGUAAAAAAUAAUAGUGAGAAACAGGCCGACACACAGAAACUGGAUAUGGAGUCAGUGAAGACGAAAGCCGCGGCGGGGGUGAAGGAAUUUGCGGGGAAGACCCUGGGUCAAAUGUACAGGGUGAUAGAGAAGAAACAGAAAACCGGGGAGGUGAUCGAGCUGACGGAGGAUGGGCGGCCCCGGGAGGCCGCGGAGAAGAAACCCCCGCUGUGCGACUGCAACUGCUUCGGUCUGCCCCGCCGCUACAUCAUCGCCAUCAUGAGCGGCCUGGGCUUCUGCAUCUCCUUCGGUAUCCGGUGUAACCUGGGCGUGGCCAUAGUGGGCAUGGUCAACAACAGCACCAUCCACCAGAACGGCAAGAUCAUCAUCAAAGAGAAAGCCAAGUUCAACUGGGAUCCAGAGACGGUGGGAAUGAUUCACGGAUCUUUUUUCUGGGGCUACAUCGUUACACAAAUCCCGGGAGGAUACAUCUCCUCUAGACUAGCAGCAAACAGGGUAUUUGGUGCAGCCAUUGUGCUCACCUCGACUCUCAACAUGUUCAUUCCCUCGGCUGCCCGAGUCCACUAUGGGUGUGUCAUCUUUGUCAGGAUAUUACAAGGGUUAGUGGAGGGAGUGACCUACCCGGCCUGUCAUGGCAUCUGGAGUAAGUGGGCUCCUCCGCUGGAAAGGAGUCGUCUGGCCACCCUCUCGUUCUGUGGCUCUUAUGCUGGUGCUGUGAUAGCGAUGCCUUUGGCCGGGAUCCUGGUUCAGUAUUCAGGCUGGUCCUCCGUGUUCUAUGUCUAUGGAUGCUUUGGCAUCUUCUGGUAUUUGUUCUGGAUCCUGGUGUCUUAUGAAAGCCCUGCUGUUCAUCCUACCAUCACGGAUGAGGAACGCUGCUACAUCGAGGAGAGCAUUGGAGAGAGCGCCAGGCUAGCGGGUCCUGCCGAGAAAUUCAAGACCCCCUGGAGGAAGUUCUUCACCUCUAUGCCUGUCUAUGCAAUCAUCGUGGCCAACUUCUGCAGGAGCUGGACGUUUUACCUGCUGCUGAUCAGCCAGCCUGCAUACUUCGAAGAAGUCUUUGGCUUUGAGAUAAGCAAGGUCGGCAUACUGUCUGCCCUGCCGCAUCUGGUGAUGACCAUCAUCGUGCCCAUCGGCGGCCAGCUGGCCGACCACCUACGCAGCAAGAACAUCCUGUCGACUACCACUGUCAGGAAAAUCAUGAACUGUGGAGGAUUUGGCAUGGAGGCCACAUUGCUGCUGGUGGUCGGAUAUUCCCACAGCAAAGGGGUGGCCAUCUCCUUCCUGGUGCUGGCAGUGGGCUUCAGUGGAUUUGCUAUAUCAGGCUUUAAUGUCAAUCACCUGGACAUUGCUCCACGCUACGCCAGUAUCUUAAUGGGAAUAUCGAAUGGUGUGGGUACCCUGUCUGGGAUGGUGUGCCCGCUAAUUGUUGGUACCAUGACAAAGAACAAGACUCGAGAGGAGUGGCAGUAUGUGUUCCUGAUCGCCUCCUUGGUGCAUUACGGUGGUGUGAUCUUCUAUGGGAUUUUCGCUUCGGGAGAAAAACAGCCGUGGGCCGACCCAGAACUGACCAGCGAGGAGAAGUGUGGCUUCAUAGAUGAGGAUGAGCUGGCAGAAGAAACGGGCGACAUCACUCAAAGUUACGGUGCCUUUGGAGGUCAGCCUAAGACGUACGGUGCGACUACACAGGUGAACGGAGGCUGGGCUUCAGGCUGGGAGAAGACGGAGGAGUACGUCCAGGAAGAGGCGCAGGCAGGAGGCUACGGAUACAGGCAGGAUGAGGGAUACUCCUAGA